GGCUUAUCACACGAAUUAUAUUAUUCGAAUCAAUGGGUACGUAAGCAAGUAAGUACCCCAAUUUCGCUUUCUACAUCGUGUGUGAAGCAUAUCCUGAAAACAACUCACUCCUCAGCAAUGGACCCCUUGAGUCUUUCCGCAAGUCUGAUAGCCGUCCUCCAAAUAACUGGAUCCUUGAUUUCUUUCUGUUAUGAUUAUCGUCAGGGCGUCAAACACGCUUCGAAGGAAAUCGUGCAGAUUUCAGAUGAACUGAAUAGUCUGAGAGAUAUCUUGGAUUCGUUACUUAAAAUUGCUGAGAGGGCUGAAUCGAAUGGUUUCUCCCAGCUCUCGACAUUUGAGCUGUUGUUGAAGGAUGACGGUCCGCUUUUCGUGUGUAAAACUGAGUUGGAGAAGUUGAGAGGAAAGCUGGAGAAAGGAGGGGUAGGUGGGAGUGAGGGGUGGAGGGCAGUUAGGGAGAGAUUGGUUUGGCCGUUGAAAGAAGGGGAGGUGAGGAAGACGUUGGUGGUGUUGGACAGGUUGAAGAGUACGUUGGCUUUGGGGCUGAGCGCUGAUCAGACGAAUCUGGUCUUGAAUCUUACGAAUAGGAUUGAAAAUCAAUUUGCAGACCAAACAACUCGAGAUAUCUAUCGAUGGUUAGCUGCGCCAGACCCAUUUCCUACUCAUUCUGCAACGUUGAAGAAACAUCAACCAAAUACUGGAACAUGGUUCAUAACAAGCAAGCAAUAUGUAGAUUGGUAUCUUGGCAAUGAUGCCUUUCUAUGGCUUUAUGGUAUUCCUGGUAGUGGGAAGACUGUAUUAUGUUCCACAAUAGUAGAGCAUUUAAUGACUCAAGUUCAACAACAUCCUAAGAUAGCCCUAGCAUACUUUUAUUUCGACUUUAAUGGAGAUUUGAAUGGCGCUCUCAAAUCUUUGAUUUCUCAACUCUCGGCACAAAGCAGUAAUGUCCCUCGGCCGUUGAAAACCCUCUACGAAGAAUUAAGCACAAAAACGUCGACAUCGCCAACAGAUGAUGUGCUCCUUGAAUGCUUUCGUAACAUUCUGUUGUCUUUCCAUCAUAUCUACAUAGUUUUUGAUGCACUAGACGAGGCCGCUAGAAAUACAGAAGUUCUGUCAUUCAUUUCUACUAUAAAAGCAUGGAAGUAUCAAAGACUGCGCUUACUGGUCACUAGUAGACGAUUGGCCGAGAUAGAAGACGUUUUAUCUCCUCUGGUCAGUGGCCGAAUGUGUCUGCAAGAUAAUUUGUCAGCAAGAAACGAUAUUAGAUACUUCAUCUCUGAGAAAAUAGAGCACGAUAAAAUAAUGUCAAAAUGGCCGCAAGAUAUUCGAGACCAGAUUGAGUCCAAGUUGACUCAAGAGGGAGAUGGCAUGUUCCGAUGGGUAGUCUGCCAACUAGAUAUGUUUCGAAAAUGCAUGAGUGUGUCAGCAAUACGGAAAGCGAUGAAAACAUUGCCCAAAAGUCUGGAUGAGACUUACGAGCGAAUAUUGCAGCAAAUUGAUGUCGACCACCAAUCGGAAGUUUCGAAAAUUCUUCAGGCUCUGACGGUAGCUGUAAAGCGCUUGAAUGUCGAAGAGUUGGUAGAAAUUCUAGCCAUAGAUAUUGAUUCGGAUCUACCGUGCUUCGACGAAGAUUCCCGACUUCUCAACCCCGAAAUAAUUCUCUCUAUAUGCUCGUCUCUCGUGACCAAGUUUGAGCCAAGAUCAGGACAAGAUGAAGAGCUUAAGACUAAAUGGAAAAGAGACUUGCCGAGCCAGGAAUCCGGAUCCAGCUCGCCUGCAGUGAAACUUGCACAUGCAUCUGUGGCUGAUUAUCUCACUCAAUCCACAACCUCACCGUUCCACUUCACUCAAUAUACAGCGCGUCAAUUUAUGGCCCAGGCUUGUCUAGCAUACCUACUCAAUCCAGAGUUUUCCCAAGGCCAUGAGCAAAAAUUACUCAAGAGUCGCUAUCGAAAGUAUCCCUUUCUUCGUCACCUCACAUUAAACUGGCCACGAUAUGUUAACAGAGAACCUGGAGAUCCCGACGAUUAUCUUGCACCACGUACUCGGAAACUCCUCCGCGCUUUCCUCGAAACUCACAAACUCGAGCAUGGUGGCAACUUCGCUUUCUGGCUUGGCAUGAUGAUGCCAUCUGCUAUUGGAAAGGAGUCAUUUGUGUUGAGAACACAUCCGCUUUACUACGCAGCGUCUUUUGGACUUGAAGAUAUUGUGCGCAUCAUAUUAGAUACGGAGCCAGAUAUCGAUAUUAAUGCACUUGGAGGACGAGCACAUGCGACUGCUUUACAUGUCGCCUGUUACAGAGAGCAUUAUAAAGUGGCAAAGCUCUUGCUCGAGAGAGGUGCGGAUCCGGAUAUACCCAAUGUCCUUGGCGAGAGUCCUUUAUAUUGGGCCAGGCCCAAUAAUCCAGACGGAAAUAUGGUGGAAUUGUUGUUGGAGCACGGAGCAAAUAGUGCAGGGCGUAAGAAAUGGAGUUCAGUGAAUAAUAUGCCGGUCGAAGUUCCUACCGUUUUGUGUCUCCGAUAAUUCACGAUAGACGAAUCUUAUUGAGAAUCUCAGAUGAUGAGGAUAUCUUAGUCAAAACUCCUAUCGUCCAUGAUUCUCUUCUCUUCAAAACUUGUUGAUUGUGAAUAUGCAUGCACAGAAACACGACACGCUGGUGAAGAUAGCUUGCUUUAGUGGCGCGCCACAAUCUAUAUCCAUACCUAUUGCGGGCCAAUACGAAGAUGUGACGAGAAACAUAGAUUCCCUUGUAGAUAGCAGGGGAGUUUAUAAAAGAGCGGGGGUAAGCAGCUAGGGCUCGGGGUGGACGGAAAAACUGGGACGCCCAACCACCAUAGUCACAUAAUCACAUAAUCACUAAAAAUACCUCUAUCUUGAUUUUAUAUUUCGAUAGCAAUCUAGUAGAUAACAUGA
This is a messenger RNA of Botrytis cinerea B05.10, 2910 nucleotides long. RefSeq lists its product as hypothetical. The record is from RefSeq and is a predicted model, not a curated record. NCBI's taxonomy places the organism in Eukaryota, Fungi, Ascomycota, Leotiomycetes, Helotiales, Sclerotiniaceae. Gene Ontology annotation, molecular function: protein binding. The transcript is spliced from 6 exons. The coding region runs from base 118 to 2520 and encodes 800 amino acids.